Salvia miltiorrhiza (redroot sage) is the source of this 2096-nucleotide messenger RNA. RefSeq names its product ankyrin repeat-containing protein At5g02620-like. NCBI's taxonomy places the organism in Eukaryota, Viridiplantae, Streptophyta, Magnoliopsida, Lamiales, Lamiaceae. Gene Ontology annotation, molecular function: protein phosphatase 1 binding; protein phosphatase regulator activity. The record is from RefSeq and is a predicted model, not a curated record. Gene Ontology annotation, cellular component: plasma membrane. The transcript is spliced from 3 exons. The coding region runs from base 96 to 2006 and encodes 636 amino acids.
GGAUAGAAUAGUUGAUUCGUAAAGUCUUUUUAAAACACAAAAAAAAAUAAAAAAAUUAUACAAUAGAAAAAAGAAAAAGAAAAAUAGCGUUUGUGAUGACAUACUUUCUGUCUAGGAACCUUCCUACUCAUUUCCACGUCAUGCACUAUAUUUACAAAAUAAAUACACACAUCCUCCGCCGCAUUCCUCCACCCUCCUCCGCCAUGUACCGCCGCCUCCAAGAAUCCGUGACGCGGGGCGACGUCCCGGCCCUGCGGGAGCUCAUCCAGCUCGACGAGAAGUCAGUCGAACACGCAACCUUCGGGCCCCACAACAACACCAUACUGCACGUGGCGGCCAUGUUCGGCCACGCGGACUACGCGGCCGAGGUGGUCGGGGCGUGGCCGGAGAUGGCCGCCGCAGAGAAUGCGGAGCUGGAGACGCCGCUGCACCACGCGUGCAGACAGGGCCACCUCGAGAUCGCUAAGCUGCUGCUGGAAAUCGAUCCCUGGGCGGCGUACAAGGUGAACUCGAGAAACGAGAGCGCCUUCUACGCCGCCUGCGAGCGGGGCCGGGUUCUCGUCGUGAGGCAUCUCGCGGCGAGCUUCCCCGGCCUGCUCAUGCUGGAUAUGGAUAUGGAGGCUACUUCUCUUCAUGUUGCUGCUUCCUCUGGAAAUAUAGAGAUAGUGAAGGAGAUAGUGAAGCAACGGCCCGAUUUCGCGUGGAGGAAGAACCACCAUGGCUGCACCCCACUGCACCUAGCCUGCAGCAAGGGCCACCUAGAGAUAACAAGGGAGCUUGUGAAGCUGGACUCUGAUCUCUGCUUGAUCCCAGACGGCGGGGGGCGGACCCCGCUCCACUGCGCGGCCAUCAAGGGCCGGAUUAACAUAAUAGACGAGAUCCUCUCCCUCAGCCUCGACCUCUUCGAGGCCACCACCAACAAUGGGGAGACUGCCCUGCACUUGGCUGUCAAGAACAAUCAGUAUGAGGUGGUGAAGUACUUAACCGAGUCCCUCAACAUCACCAAGCUUCUCAACAUGCAGGAAAAUGAUGGGAACACUGCCUUGCACUUGGCCACUGCUGGGAAACUAACUGCUAUGGUGAUAUACCUGCUCAAAAUUGGGAUUGAGGUGAAUUGCUUGAAUGGAAAGGGAUACACAGCUCUAGAUGUGGUUGAAUCCGAUGCAAGCAACUCAGGUGCUCUGCUCAUUGUGCCUGCAUUGCUCGAAGCAGGAGCCAAGAGGUGCGACCAGCUCUCUCCUGGCCUAGCAGACAUCCCACAUUUAGCCGAGCCGGGUUCCAGAAGGUUCGGUGAGGCUAGCCGUAUGCGGUCUCCGCUGCCGCCGUGGCCCAACGCCGGCCGAACCCCCCGCAACCGCGGCUGCAAGAACCGCCACCGGGCCAGCAAGCUCGAGCUGCAGAACGAGGGGCUGAGGAACGCGAGGAAGACCGUGACCAUCGUUGCCGUGCUGAUCGCAACCGUCACGUUUGCAGCCGGGAUCAACCCGCCCGGCGGGUUCAGCCAGGGGACCGGGAAGGCCCUGAGGGGGGACCGGGCCGCGUUCAAGGCGUUCAUGGUGUGCAACAUCGCCGCGCUGUUCCUGUCCGUCGGGGUCGUGAACGUGCUCGUGAGCAUCAUCCCGAUCACGAGGCGGACGAUGAUGAGGCUCAUGAGCGCGACGCACAAGGUGAUGUGGCUGUCGACGCUGUUCAUGACCGCGGCCUACAUAGCCGCCGUGUGGACCAUCAUGCCCGAGGACCGGGGGGCGCGUUGGGUGUCCGUGGAGCUCGUGGUGUUCGGGGGCGGGUGCUCGGCCGUGGUCUUCUCCGGGCUCGCGUGGCUGCUGGUAAGGCAUUGGCGCAACAAGUAUCUGUGGAGGAAGGCCAAGAUCAAGAGGAUCAAGGAGGAGAGCCCCCACAGCAGUGUUAGCCGUGUUGAUGAGCUGAAGAUCAUGAGGAGGAGCCAUGAUAAUAGUAGUACUAAUUCGGAUGUUGAUAGCUCGGAUCAUGGCUAUCACCUCUACUAGAUUAUGACACACAAGUUUGCUUGAUUUAGAUUGAGAUAACACGAAGAAAGUAGCGUUGGUCGUAAAUGAACAGAUCUACUCGCAAGUUAU